Molecule: messenger RNA, 3008 nt
Organism: Glycine soja
Lineage: Eukaryota; Viridiplantae; Streptophyta; Magnoliopsida; Fabales; Fabaceae
Product: transcriptional corepressor LEUNIG_HOMOLOG-like
Exons: 19
Coding region: 331-2658 (775 amino acids)
Molecular function (GO): transcription corepressor activity; protein binding
Source: RefSeq, a predicted model, not a curated record
UAAAUAUCUCUCAUCGUGGAUUCUCUCUCCACUUGUGCCAAAAACUCAAGCGUGGGUUGUUGCACUUCACUCGCACUCAAAUUAGUUCCACGCUUUUUCUUUUUCUCUUCCUUCUGUCUGAUUCUAGAGAAAGCAAAAAAAUAAAAAAAUAAAAAAAAUACAGAGAACCGAGACCGAGAUUUUCUCUUGUGAGGUUUUGAUCACUUUCAUUCUAGUUCAACACCGUCUCUUAAUUGCAAAAACAAGUUUUUGUGAAGUGGGGUGGUGGUUUAAGCUUUGAUCCGGGGGACUGGGAAGAUCUCUAGUCUCUUGGAAAUUGGGUCUGUGCAGAUGAAGUCCACUAUGGCUCAGAAUCAGAGUAAUUGGGAAGCUGAUAAAAUGCUUGAUGUUUAUAUUUAUGAUUAUUUGAUGAAAAGAAAAUUACAUGCUGCUGCAAAAGCUUUUGUUACAGAAGGAAAAGUUUCCACGGAUCCAGUAGCAAUUGAUGCACCUGGAGGAUUUCUCUAUGAGUGGUGGUCUGUGUUUUGGGACAUAUUCAUCUCAAGGACAAAUGAGAAACAUUCUGAGGCUGCUGCAGCUUACAUUGAGACCCAGCAAACAAAAGCUAGAGAACAACAACUUCAAAUGCAGCAAUUGCAACUAAUGCAGCAACGCAGUGCACAAUUACAGCGAAGAGAUCCUAAUCAUCCAUCCCUUGGUGGUUCCAUAAAUGCCAUGAACUCUGAAGGAAUGUUGGGGCAGCCACCUGCAAGUGUGUUGGCAAUGAAAAUGUAUGAAGAGCGAAUGAAACACCCUCAUUCAAUGGAUUCAGAGGCAUCUCCAACUCUUAUUGAUCCCAAUAGAAUGGCCUUACUCAAAUCUGCAGCUAGUCAUCAAGGCCAAUUGGUUCAUGGAAAUUCAGGGAAUAUGUCCACUGCAUUGCAGCAAGGACGGGCUCCUUUAACCGCUGACAUCAAAGGAGAAGUUAAUUUAGGCGCCACUCCAAAGAGUUUGCCUAUGGAUACAUCGGUUUAUCGACAAGCAAUUUUACAUUCAAAAUCUGGACUUGGCAGUGCAGGAUUAAAUCAAGGAGUUACAGGUCUUCCGUUGAAGGGUUGGCCUCUAGCAUCUGGAAUUGAUCAACUAAGACCUAAUUUGGGUGUCCAAAUUCCGAAGCCCAAUUUGACAGCCCAGAAUCAAUUUGUUUUGGCAUCACAACAGCAACAGGUCUUGGCACAGGCUCAGGCACAAAAUAACCUUGGAAAUUCUAAUUAUGGUGACAUGGAUCCUCGUAGACUUUCUGGUCUUCCACGAGGUAGCUUAAGUGCAAAGGAUGGUCAGUCUACUAGAAAUGAUGGAUCUAUUUGCUCCCAAAUGCAGUCAGAUUCACCUAAGCAGAUGAAGAUUGCUCAGUCACAACAUUCAUUAUCUCAACAGCAGGAGCAAUUACAGCAGCAGAGUAACAGAAAAAGAAAAUCUGGAGCUGCCAAUAGCACUGGUACAGGUAACACUGCUGCUCCUUCCCCUACUUCAUCACCAUCAACACAUACACCUGGUGAUGGAUUAAAUACAGCAAGCAGCAUGCAGCAUGUCCAAAAGAGCAUGAUGAUGUAUGGUACAGAGGCAACAGGAGGCCUUGCAUCAUCGUCGAAUUUGCUGGACGACAUGGAUCGAUUUGGAGAUGUUGAUGCUUUAGAUGAUAAUGUUGAAUCCUUUCUAUCAAAUGAUGGCGGAGAUGGUGGGAAUCUCUAUGGAACAGUGAAACAAAGUCCGGCUGAGCAACAGAAAGAGUCUUCUAAAGGUUUCACCUUUGCUGAAGUUGGUUGCAGAAGAACAAGGAACAGCAAAGUUACUUGUUGUCACUUUUCUUCAGAUGGAAAGUGGCUAGCCAGUGCUGGAGAUGACAUGAAGGUUGACAUCUGGAACAUGGACACUUUAGAAACAGAGAGCACUCCUGCAGAACACAAAUCAGUUAUUACAGAUGUCCGUUUUAGACCUAAUUCAUCUCAGUUGGCGACUGCUUCAACUGAUAAAUCUGUGCGGUUAUGGGACACAACCAAUCCAAGCCGUUGUCUGCAAGAAUAUAGUGGGCAUUCAUCAGCUAUAAUGUCUCUUGAUUUCCAUCCUAAGAAGACUGAACUUUUCUGCUUCUGUGAUGGUGAGAAUGAAAUUCGGUAUUGGAAUAUUAAUUCAUCCACCUGCACCCGUGUAACUAAGGGAGUUAGUGCACAAGUCAGGUUUCAGCCUAGACUGGGACGUUACCUGGCAGCAGCUUCUGAUAAAGGGGUGUCAAUUUUUGAUGUUGAAUCUGAUACACAAAUUUACACCCUCCAGGGACAUCCUGAACCGGUGAGCUAUAUUUGCUGGGAUGGCAAUGGUGAUGCCUUGGCAUCUGUGAGUUCAAAUUUGGUGAAGGUUUGGAGUUUGACCUCAGGAGGAGAAUGCAUUCAUGAGUUCAGCUCCCCUGGGAACCAAUUUCAUUCCUGUGUUUUCCAUCCAAGUUAUUCAACUUUGUUGGUGGUUGGAGGAAUUUCAUCCUUGGAGUUAUGGAACAUGACAGAGAACAAAAGCAUGACAAUUACUACACAUGAAAAUGUAAUAUCUGCUUUGGCUCAGUCUUCUGUCACUGGAAUGGUUGCCUCUGCAAGUCAUGACAACUAUGUAAAGCUGUGGAAAUAAAAUUCCUGAUUUAGGUUCUAACAUCGCAUAUAUUCUUUGUCAGUAGUACUUUAUAUGAAAGAAAUCAGAGACCUAUAUUGAAAGCAAAAAGGGGUCUCUGAAAGUUUUCUUUUUUAUUUUUAUAUAAUAGUGGCAAUGAGGUUUGAGUCUAUCCAAACCUCAUCACUAGCUUAAUCUUAGUUGGUUUCUCCCACCGUUGAUGUUGUAAUAAGGUAUACUAGACUAUUAGUACAUAAAUAUAAAAACAAUUUUGCUUUUAGAAUCCUAAGCUCUGUCAACUUAGACAUUGCACUAAUCUGCAAUGCAAUUUUUAUUUAUAUGGUUAAUAUAUUUUAUUUGGAUUGUGAGAA